UAUAACAGUUAACGCAACUACCGUCAGUGUGUGAGAGUGUGGUGUUAGAGCGUUAAUGAAAAACGACAUGUAUUUGAAUAUGAGCAGAAAUAAUAUGUCACAAAAUGUAUUGGAUGAAUUAAAUGAUCGGUAUGCAACAACGCUUUUACCACUUACUAUUGUCCUUGGUGUUUUUGGAAUUGUCGGAAUAUUUGGAAAUAUAUUUGUGUUCAUUGUUUAUGGAUGCGGCAAGAAAUUUAAGGAUAGAAAAUUCAGGUACUUUGUGGUAUCAUUGGGUUUAAUAGACUUUCUGACUUGCUUAACACUGAUACCAGCCGAAAUUCUAAAACACCGGACCUAUUUCAAUUUUACGGAACGUCACUUGUGCAAGAUGAAAUGUUUCAUGAAUGUUUUUGCAGCUGCCGGAGCGUCUUACUGUUUGAUGUUGGUGGCCGUCGACAGAUAUAUUCUGACCGGUCGACCCAUGGUGUGUAAGAAAGUUCCCAAGAUUUCACAUACCUGGGCUUGGCGUCUCUGUUUAAUUAUGUUAUUGAUGGCUGUCCUCACAUCAAUACCCGCGGGGGUGCUAUGUGGAAGUACGUAUGACGUCAAUACCGACGUGUCCGUGAACGUUACCGCUGAAAUCUACGCUUGUGAAAGUGAACCGUAUUUUGAGGACGGGAUAUCUCGUUACGUAUAUAGGAUAUUUCUCAGUGUCAUACAGAUUUUAAUUAGUCUGCUGAUGAUAGUUUUGUACGCGAGGAUAGGACACACAGUACUUCAAGCAAUGAAGAUUCGCGAAGCCCGAGACCCGCAUGACAUGCAGAUGUACGACUACCGCGCCCACUGGAAGCCACGUCCCAAGAAUGGCGGACAACAGCUCGGAACGCCAAUGUGCGGGCCGCAUCGCCAAGAUCACCAGCAUCAUCACCAUCAUCAUCAAUUUCCGGCCAAUAUUAAGCUGCUUUUUAUUGUCACUGUUGUGUUUAUUGUGACGUAUGUAUUGUAUUUAGCACUCUCUUGGAUAGAUCAGAAACAAUUAACACAGACUCAGUUCUUGGUAUUGUCCAUGUUUUAUAGAAGUUACUUUAUUCACAGUAUCAUAAACCCAAUUCUGUAUCUUAAAAUGGAUAAACAUUUUAGGGGAAAAUGUCGGAGAUUUAUGAAGAGCCUUUUUUGUGUUGAGAAAUUACGUCGAGUAUGUCGUAGAUAUUAA
Mya arenaria is the source of this 1195-nucleotide messenger RNA. RefSeq names its product pyrokinin-1 receptor-like. The record is from RefSeq and is a predicted model, not a curated record. Gene Ontology annotation, biological process: neuropeptide signaling pathway. Gene Ontology annotation, cellular component: membrane. Bases 56 to 1195 code for a protein of 379 amino acids. The transcript has a single exon. Gene Ontology annotation, molecular function: neuropeptide receptor activity. Lineage: Eukaryota; Metazoa; Mollusca; Bivalvia; Myida; Myidae.